GGUGAAGGCACUAUGCAAUGCGAUGUUGAGGUGCAAAGAUGGAGAUGUGUGGUUCAAGCGACAUUUCAGUGUCGUGGUAGUCAGCACUCUCGUUGCAAGUGAGCAUAAUGGGUAUGUCAACCAGAAGAUAGUCCAUAUGUUGCAUGAUGUUGAUCGGAUAGCUGAUUUAGAUUGGUGUGGGUUUUUGUUGAAAAAAUUGGUCAACUGUCAUGAGGAUUGGUCUCAACGUAAGCGUCUCAGGUUCACAGGACCCAUCAUCUUCUUAACUUUACUGUAUGUUGACAGGUUAGUAAUAGGCAAGCGUGACGUUCAAAGGGUUGUGCCGUCUUUGAAGGGAUGGUCGACGAAGAUGUUAAAGGCAAUGGAAUCCUUGGAGAUUACUUAUGGUGGCUUUGGACUUGGGCGGUUGGAUGCACCACUUUGCCAGGAGAACAACCCUGGUGUGUCUAUUGGUCAACAGCUUAUCGUGGGCAACAGAUCAAAGGUAUUGUAAUAGAGCACUA
Ipomoea triloba (trilobed morning glory) is the source of this 503-nucleotide messenger RNA. RefSeq lists its product as uncharacterized. Bases 23 to 493 code for a protein of 156 amino acids. Lineage: Eukaryota; Viridiplantae; Streptophyta; Magnoliopsida; Solanales; Convolvulaceae. The record is from RefSeq and is a predicted model, not a curated record. The transcript is spliced from 2 exons.